This is a messenger RNA of Phoenix dactylifera (date palm), 4743 nucleotides long. Its product is annotated as C2 and GRAM domain-containing protein At1g03370-like. The record is from RefSeq and is a predicted model, not a curated record. NCBI's taxonomy places the organism in Eukaryota, Viridiplantae, Streptophyta, Magnoliopsida, Arecales, Arecaceae.
GGAGACGAAGGGAGCAGGAGGGAGAUAGAGAGAGAAAGUCGCACGCCUUACUUCCUCUUCUCUCUCUUUCUCUCCCUCCCAAGUCUUAUCCCCUCCUCGUCAGUCAUAAAUUUCCGAGUACCCCAUCUUGGAAAAUUAGGGUUCCCUAUAGCCAAGCUCUGGAAUAAAAAUCCGAUUUUUUUUUCCCUUCCUCCCUUCGCUUCUCCGUGCACUCUUAGGAAAUCCCCUAUCUUUGGAUCAUUUCCAGCGCUGAUUUCUUUGUUUUUCUGUUCAAAUUCGGCUUCCCUUUUUCGCUUUUGGCUUGUUGUUCUCGUUGAUCGUCGGGCUUCCUGUAGCUCUCCACUGGAUUUUAGUCGGUUUGGGGUUUUUGUUGGGUCUUGUUGGAUUGGAUGGGCAUAGCGAUUCUAAGGUUUUUAAGCAGCUAAAUAAGAGAUUUUUUUUUUUCGUUUUGUAUUUUACUCUGUAAUUAAUGUAAUCGGUCCUCGUCUCUUUGCUUUCUCUUAAAAAGCUACUAUUUUGGUAUUUUGUUACUCUAUUGAUUCAUAAUUCCUAAAGCUCAGGACUUCGCUAAUUUUUUGGGAAACUAAUAAGGGCUUACUUGUAGUACCUGGUAUCUAUACCCGUUUCUGUUCUCGUAUCUCAUAUAUUUUCGCGUCAAAUACCGUCUUUUCUUCUGUUUACUGGGGUUCAAGCAACUGGGAAGUUAAUACUUUCGAAUAAUUUGUUAGUAGCUAUUGAUUUUAUUGAUAUUUUCCUUUCUUUAUGUAACUCAGUUUUUUUGAUCUGAAAUUGGUAAUCUUCCUCAUUUAUAUUUUCCCAUCAUUCUUUAGCUCCUAGUGUUUGAUAAUUCUUCACGAUGAAGCUAGUGGUUCAUGUUAUUGAAGCCCGUAACCUCCUGGCAAUGGAUCUCAAUGGCCUAAGUGAUCCAUAUGUAAAAUUACAGCUGGGAAAACAACGGGCGAAAACUAAGGUGGUGAAGAAGAACUUGAGCCCUGUAUGGGAUGAGGAGUUUAGCUUCCGAGUCGGAGACCUUAGUGAGGAGCUCACAGUUUGUGUUUUGGAUGAAGACAAGAUCUUCAAUGAUGAUUUCUUGGGGCAGGUCAAGGUGCCGUUGUCAAAGGUCUUGGAUGCAGAUAAUCUUUCACUUGGGACCCAAUGGUAUCAGUUGCAGCCCAAGAACAAGAAGUCUAAGAGCAAGGUUUAUGGAGAUAUUCGUCUCACAAUAAUUUUAUCUCAGAAAAGCACCGAUGAAAUACCCAUAGUCUCACAUUCUUGUUCUGAUGAUCAUGCAUCAAACUCAGAUAAGUCGACCGAAUUAACAAAAGGACUACCCCCACCAUCUUCCAAUGGAAAUUUGGAAAAAUCUGCUGUACCAGCAGUUAAUGACACAGAACCUGUCAACGAAGAAAAGUCCAAUGCACCGUCAUUUGUUGAACGUCUGUUUCAUUAUUUUACUGGGAAAAAUAUGGAGGCUGCAUUGCCUUCUAGCAGGGAUCUUGACUGCCCAGAAAACCUCCAAGAAGCAUCUGCAAGCCCAGAGAUUUCUGAAAGCCAAACUGAUGAUGCAUGCUCUAAUAUCACAUUUGAUGAAUUGCUGAAAACAAUGGAAUCAAAGGAUCAAGAAGUUGAAAUGCCUCGAAAUCUACAAGGAGGAAUACUUCUUGACCAAUCUUAUGUUGUUGCACCUGGUGAUCUGAACUCCCUUCUCUUUUCACCGAGUUCAAAUUUCUUGCAGUCACUUGCUGAGCUUCAAGGAACUACUGGUCUGCAAACUGAAUCUUGGAGACAUGCAAAUGGUGGAGAGAGCUUGAAAAGAGUGAUUACCUACACAAGAGCUGCGACGAAAUUAGUAAAGGCUGUGAAAGCUACAGAGGAGCAAACUUAUCUGAAGGCUGAUGGAAAAAAUUAUGCAGUUUUAGCGAGUACGAGUACUCCUGAUGCUCCCUUUGGUAAUUGUUUCCGGGUAGAGCUUCUCUUCUGCAUAAUGCCUGGGCCUGAUUCACCUUCUGAAAACCAAUCUUCACGUCUGGUGAUUUCCUGGGGCAUGAAUUUCCUCCAGAGUACUAUGAUGAAAAGUAUGAUCGAAAAUGGAGUAAAACAAGGCCUAAAGGAUGGUUAUGCCCAGUUUGCCGAUUUGCUUUCUCAGAAUGUAAAACCACUUGAUCAAAAGGACAUGGGGUCCAACAAAGAGCAGCUCUUAGCUUCUAUUGAAACUGAGCAGGAGUCAGACUGGAAGCUGGCAUUUCGAUUGUUUGGAAAUUUGUCUAUUAUAUCGUCUGUUUUUGUGGCCUUCUAUGUCCUUAUACAUAUCUUGCUUGCAAACCCUAGUAUAACACAGGGGCUUGAGUUUCCUGGCCUAGAUCUGCCAGACUCAAUUGGGGAAGUUGUAGUUUGUGGUGUUUUGGUUCUUCAAGGACAGCGUGUUCUUAAUAUGAUAGGACGCUUCUUGCAGGCCCGGAAUCAAAGAGGCAGUGAUCAUGGAGUCAAAGCGCAAGGAGAUGGAUGGUUGCUAACUAUUGCCUUGAUCGAGGGAAGCAAUUUAGCAGCAGUGGAUUCAACUGGUUAUUCUGAUCCCUAUGUAGUUUUCACCUGCAAUGGUAAAACUAAAACAAGCUCAAUAAAAUUCCAAACACUGGAACCUCAAUGGAAUGAAAUCUUUGAAUUUGAUGCCAUGGAUGAUCCUCCAUCAAUGAUGGAUGUAGAUGUGUAUGAUUUUGAUGGGCCUUUUGAUGAAGCUACAUCUCUUGGCCAUAUUGAAAUCAACUUUGUGAAAUCUAAUUUGUCAGAGCUAGCAGAUAUAUGGAUUCCUCUUCAAGGAAAGUUGGCUCAGGCAUGCCAGUCCAAGUUGCACUUGAGGAUUUUUCUGAACAACACACGGGGCACUGAAGUUGUCAGAGAGUAUCUCACGAAAAUGGAGAAAGAAGUUGGAAAGAAGAUAAAUUUGAGGUCCCCUCAGACGAAUUCUGCAUUUCAGAAGCUUUUUGGUCUGCCACCAGAAGAAUUUCUCAUCAAUGAUUUUACCUGUCACUUAAAGCGCAAGAUGCCUAUGCAGGGCCGCCUCUUUCUAUCUCCAAGAAUAAUUGGGUUUUAUGCAAACUUAUUUGGACACAAAACAAAAUUUUUCUUUCUUUGGGAAGAUAUUGAAGACAUCCAAGUGAUUCCUCCAACUUUGGCAUCAAUGGCUAGCCCAUCUCUUUUGAUAAUUCUCCGCAGGGGCAGAGGUAUGGAUGCAAAGCAUGGUGCAAGGACAGUCGACCAGGAUGGGAGACUUAGGUUUCAUUUCCAGUCAUUUGUAACAUUCAAUGUAGCCAACAGGACGAUCAUGGCACUGUGGAAGGCAAGGUCCUUGAGCACUGAACAGAAAAUGCAGAUUGUUGAAGAAGAAUCUGAAGCAAAAGCCCUUGACAGCGAGGAGAGUGGAUCUUUCUUAGGCAUAGAGGAUGCCAACAUGUCAGAGGUUUUCUCAUCUGCCAUUCCUGUUGCUAUGAACUCACUGAUGGAGAUAUUUGAAGGAACUUCUUUGGAGCGAAGGGUAAUGGAGAAAGUUGGUUGUGUUAACUACUGUAUAACAGCAUGGGAGGCAGUUAAGCCUGAUGUUUACCAGAGGCAAGUUCAUUAUAAAUUUGCCAAGAGUUUAUCUCGUUAUGGAGGUGAAGUAACUAGCACCCAGCAAAAAUCUCCGUUACCUGAUAGAAAUGGAUAUAUUGUUGAAGAAGUUAUGACGCUCCAAGGGGUUCUACUUGGUGACUGCUAUAAUCUUCAUUUGAGAUACCAGAUAGAGGAUCUUGGUCCUAAAUUGACGGCAUGCAAUGUUCAGGUAUACCUGGGGAUUGCCUGGCUGAAGAGCACCAAGAAUCAAAAGAGGAUAACAAAGAAUGUGAUAUCCAAUUCAUCUGCCCGAUUCAAGGAGAUGUUCAGUCAAGUUGAAAAUGAGUUCAUGAUGGGAAAGUAGAAAAUGAGUUCAUGAUGGGAAAGUAGAAUGAUUCUUUACACUGCUAUUUGCAGAUAUUUUUUUAAUACUCGCCAUACAAAAAUUUAGUGUGAAUAUCACCACGAAUUCUUAGCAUCAAACAACAGAUGAUAGCUAUUCAGAAGUUCGAUUCUUUCAGUUGGAAAGAAGCAACUUCAAAGGUUUGGUUGCAAGCCUGAGAAUUGAUUCUGAGCUCUAGAUUCUGAUUCUUGGUUAUUCAGGUACAAAAUAAAAGAAUAUCAAGUGCUUUAGACCAGCAGAUGGUAUCCUGAGUAAACCUGGGCAGACAACAAUGUUCUUCUGGAUGCACCUGGAAUAUCUUAUGAUGGAUCGCUUUCUGCAUUCUCCUGUCAAUUAGGGAACAUGGAAGGACUGGGGGCGUAUAGAAAGCAAAGAUGGCCAUGGUGAUGAAGUAUGAAGAAAUGCAAACCGUUUGGCUCGCCAAUAUGAUGGAUGUCAGGGUUUGAGGUGGUAAUAACUUGUGAACCAGCUAUCCAGAGAUAUUUCUUAGCUAACAUAAUUGCAACAAAAAUAUGAAAGAGAUGCUGGUUUCAUUGUGACUAUUCUGCCUUUCAGUCCAAUCAAGAAGUGGGAUAUUGUAUUCAGAAUUUUAGUUUUCUGAGAUCGAUUUCUUUUUUCCUAAUGUAGUUAUCGACAUAGCGUGCGGAAGUUGCAUUCAAUUUUCCUAAUUUGUAAACAUUGUGCAUGGUUGUUGAGCCUCUCAUUUUCUUCCUGAAUGCAUGCUGAAUAAAGGGGAUGAUUCUUGUUUUUUU